Molecule: messenger RNA, 1224 nt
Organism: Ailuropoda melanoleuca (giant panda)
Lineage: Eukaryota; Metazoa; Chordata; Mammalia; Carnivora; Ursidae
Product: dual oxidase maturation factor 1-like
Biological process (GO): protein transport
Cellular component (GO): endoplasmic reticulum membrane
Source: RefSeq, a predicted model, not a curated record
CGGGGCAAGAUGGUGAGAAACAAGCCCAGCCCUGGAGAUCCCAGCCCCAGAGAGAUCUUGGCCUCAAGCCAUGAAUUUCAGUUCUGAGUGGUUCGUCGGCCGAGUCAGCACCAACACAUCAUACAAGGCCUUCAGUUCCGAAUGGAUCAGCGCUGAUGUUGGGCUGCAGGUUGGUCUAGGAGGAGUCAACAUUACACUCACAGGGACCCCAGUGCAGCAGCUGAAUGAGAUCAUCAAUUACAAUGAGAAGUUCACCUGGCGCCUGGGUGAAAAUGCUGAGGAGUAUGCAAAGGCACUGGAGAAGGGGCUGCCGGACCCCGUGCUCUACCUGGCUGAGAAGUUCACCCCAAACAGCCCAUGUGGUCUACACAGCCAGUAUCGCCUGGCGGGACACUAUACCUCAGCCAUGCUCUGGGUGGCAUUCCUCUGCUGGCUGCUGGCCAAUGUGAUGCUGUCCAUGCCCGUGCUGGUCUAUGGUGGCCACAUGCUGCUGGCCACAGGCAUCUUCCAGCUGUUGGGACUACUCUUCUUCUCCACGGCCACAUCACUCACAUCACCCUGUGCCCUGCACCUGGGUACUGCUACGCUGCACACUCACCACGGGCCUGCCUUCUGGAUCACAUUGACCACAGGACUGCUUUGUAUGCUGCUCGGGCUGGCAAAGGCUGUGGCCCACAGGAUGCGGCCCCAAAGGCUGAAGGCUUUNAAGGCUUGCUUCAACCAGAGUACAGGGGAUGAUCCUAGACUGGAGUGGAAUUCUGAGGAAGGGGGACUCCUGAGCCCCCGAUACCAGUCCACAGCUGAGAGUCCUGAGCCCCAGGACAUUCCUUUGUCAGAGGCUUCCUCUGAGGCAUGCUGUAUGGAGGAGCGUCGCAGAGAGCCUGACUGUGCCCUAUAGCGUUCUUCUCCCUGGUGGACACCUGGACUUCCAGUCUGGUUGCAGAUCUCAUUGGAGCCCCAUAAAUUUGCCAGAACUAACUGCAGGAUGGGGUGUAUCUGAUCUGUCCCCAGCCCCGGUUUGCAGGUGGAGUAGGAAAAAGAGCCUCUUUCUAUUGAUGUUUAAAAAAAAAGCCCCAAAAUGCUCAACAGACAUUGGGGCUGUCUAUAAAACUUGUCUCUGUGUUAAGACAAAGCAGGUGUUGCCUGUUUCUGCACAGCACCCCUGCCUUCCCUUGAUGCCUUGCCUCUUUGAGGGGCAAUUUAUUGAAACUCAGUUUCAUCUAC